ACCGCCAGUAAAAUAUUCCAAAUAUUUUAACUGCAAGCACAGAGAUGAGGGGACACAGAUAGCGGAGUGCGGAGGGAGUGAAAAGCGAGAGGUGCAAGUGAGCUAACAAGCUAACUAGCUAUAGACAGUGAAGGGGGCAUAUUAGAUGUGACAGUGGAGAAUGGAGAGGACUCCGUACGCUCGGCGAGUUUUGUCCACAGAAAGGGUACUCAAACUCGGUCUCUACCGACCAGGGGGCGUGUGCUGAAACUGGAGAAACACCGGGUGGAAAGUAAGGAAUGGCUGAUCCUCUGCGGAGGACUUUACUAGCAAAACUUCGGGGGAAGAAAUCCAAGAAUGGGACACCGGUUGGUGGAUACGGAGCUGCAGCUAAUGGGGGCAGAGAAGCUCUGAUAGAAAAUGACCACUCCUCCUUCUCCAACGGCCUUGAUGUGGGCGGUGGCAAGGCUGUCGAGACGUCGCUAUGGAGACCCCCGCUCAACACCAUCACCGUCUCCAAGAAACGUAAUUGGCUCCAGCAGAGCUCUGGGAGGCCGCGUCACGCCACGGACGAACCCCAGUACCUUCUGGGAGCAGAGGAAUACAAUGGACACGGAAAUGCUCCACUCCCCCCUCUUAGCCCCUCCCCAGAGAACCUAAACCCUCCCGGGCCAACCCUAUCUCACCCAUUCCACCUACACCUGCCCCUCGUUAGAAUGGGCCACGCCCGUGUGGCGCCUCGUUCCAGGUGUGUGGAACCGACUGAGGAGAAUGAUGCGGACGAUGAGGGGGAGAUCUGGUACAACCCCAUCCCUGAGGAUGAGGAACCAGAGCUGCAUCACAGCCACAGACCCACUCCCACCCCCCAGGUCAGGCUGAUGGUCCAGACACGGCCCCAGGGUCCUCACGUCCCCCAGACCCAGAGGAGGCCCAGCAGGGGAGAGGAUGUUGGGGUCAGGCGGGCCCUGGAGGGAUGCAGCCCUAACCUGGAGGGUGUGGGGGAGAGCAUGGGUGGCGGAGGUGGAGAGCGGAGUCAGCAGGGGAUUGCCAUGCGUUGCAUGGGGCCGUCUCUACAUCUGCAAAGACAGAUGCUGCUCGCGUGCAAACCUCAGGAGUGGCCAACCAUUUCCAGCAGAGCCACAGCUACAGCAGAAGCCCCUGACCUGGCCAUCCCUGACUUCCCGCCGCCCUCAGGCCUCAACCCUGCCAAAAAGGGAAGCUCCCUCAACUGGUCAUUCCCGGACAGGAUCAAGUCUCCACGCACUGUCAGGAAACUCUCCAUGAAGAUGAAGAAGCUUCCAGAACUCAGCCGCAAGCUCAGCGUAAAAGGGACCCCUAGCAACAACAACAACAGCAGCUGCAACGGAGCCAGCGAGAGCAGCAUCUUAAAGACCCAGUGUCCCAAAAACAAUUACGGGUCAGAACCAGGCCCAGCUACUCCCAGGUUGUCCCCAAGGGGUGGGCAGGGGGCGGUGGCUAGCCAUAAUGUGAUCUCGAGGUAUCACCUGGACAGCAGUGUGUCGACGCAACAAAGCUACAGCAAGAAGAAGAGCAGCGGGACCUCCAAGUCGGCUAGCAAGGGGGGCUACCUCAGUGACGGGGACUCCCCAGAACUGGUGACCAAGUCUGGGAAGCACGGGUCCUCAGAGGCCAAGGGAGGCAAUGGGAAGGAGAAAGACCCAGCCACUGGAGGAGGAGAGAGAACAGGAGCUGGAGGAGUAACAGGAGGAAGUGGCAGCCCCAGGCUGCACGGCACAGAACUAGACAUUGACGCUUUCCGCCACUACGCCUUCACAGAACAGCCUAAGUGCACCCAAUACAUCUCGGGCCUGAUGAGCCUGCACUUCUACGGCGCCGAGGACCUCAAGCCACCACGCUUCGACUCCCGAGACGUCUACUGUGCCAUCCAGGUGGACUCGGUCAACAAGGCGCGCACUGCCCUGCUCACCUGUCGGACCACCUUCCUAGACAUGGACCACACCUUCAACAUCGAGCUGGAGAACGCCCAGCACCUGAAACUAGUGGUGUUCAGCUGGGACCCCACACCCAAGAAGAACCGGGUGUGCUGUUACGGCACAGUGGUGUUACCGGCACUCUUCAGGGUGACCAGGAGUCAUCAGCUGGCGGUGAAGCUGGAGCCUCGAGGCCUGAUCUACGUGAAGCUGAACCUGAUGGAGCAGUGGCAGAACUCCCUGGAUGGAGGCUACAAUGGGGACCGGGAGCCACAGAUGUUUGGGGUGGAGGCCUGGAGGGUGGUUGUGAGGGAAAACACAGGACUCAUGCUGCCCCUGCUCAUUGAGAAGUGCAUCACGGAGAUCGAGACGAGAGGCUGCCAGGUUGUGGGCCUCUACCGUCUGUGUGGCUCAGCAGCAGUAAAGAAGGAGCUGCGGGAGGCCUUUGAGAGGGACAGCCUAGGAGUGGAGCUCUGUGAAAACACCUACCCUGACAUCAACGUCAUCACGGGUGUUCUGAAGGACUACCUGCGUGAGUUGCCCUACCCCCUUAUCACUAAGCACUUGUAUGAGACUGUGUUGGACUCUAUGGCUCAGAGACCUCUGCGUAUCGGAGCAGGAGGAUGUGAAAAUGACCCGGCAGACACAGAACACACCGUUAGUCUCCUGGAGAACCUGCCAGAGGUGGAGAGGUUGACCCUGCGGAGGCUGCUGGACCACCUGAAGCUGGUGGCGUCAUUCCAUGAGGUCAACAAGAUGACGUGUCAGAACCUGGCGGUAUGCUUCGGCCCCGUGCUGCUCAGCCAACGCCAGGAGGCCAGCUGUCAUAGCAACCGGGUCUUCAUCGACUCGGAGGAGCUGGCCAGCGCCCUACACUUCAAGAAACAUAUCGAAGUGCUACACUACCUGCUGCAGCUAUGGCCAGUGAUGGACCCACGUGACAAGACCUCGUCCCCCAUCCCAGGGCCCCCCGGCCCAGCCGACCAGCUGGCCGUUCCCCCCCUGCGUCGGAGGAAGGAGCGCCCCCAGGUGCUGACCUUGAGCGAUGCAGAGAUGGCCGGGGUGCUGCGGCCCAGGCCGGGCCGUCUGGACAGCCCUAGCAACCGUUACGCCGGGGACUGGAGCCGCUGUGGACAGAGCUACUUCCCCCCUCCUCGGUCCUGGGAGGAAAAUGACUAUGCUGAUGUUCCUUCUGAGGAUAUGGAGGUCACUGAAGAGGAACUAGAGGGGGUAGAGGACAAGGGACAGGAAGGAGGAGAGGAGCAGAGACAGGAAUGGUUACUGGACAGGGGACAGGCAGAGCCAGCCACAGCCGAACAGGAGCCCUCAUUACCCGAGGAGGUGAUGGAAGGACCUGUAGAAGUGGAGAAAGAGGAGAGGGAAGCAGAGGAGAGGGAAGCAGAGGAGAGGGAAGCAGAGAGGAGAGUGGAGGAGCGUGAUGGCUCCAGUGGUGGUCAGCCGUCAGACAACAGGGUGUGUGAUGAUGAUGAUGAUGAUAAGCGCAUCCUGCCCCUCCACCUCCCCAAAGAGCACACAUACCAGGCCUACAUGAAGAUCCAGGACAUCAGCCCCGUGCUCAGCAACAAGGUCAACCUGCGAGACCUGCAGGAGAGCAUCGACACGCUUAUAGGCAACCUGGAGAGAGAACUCAACAAGAACAAGCUCAACGUCGGCUACUGACUCAACACACAUACAGCUCAACAGGCUACUGACUCAAACGCGUGCCCCCAAUUGGGGGGGGGGGGGGGGGGGGCUUAACUAUUCUAGGAGCUCAAGACUCGAGUUGUUGGGGUUCAGGAAUUGGCCCCAGGGUUGCCGUGGUGAAUCCAUGACGACACAGUGGCGUGUGCACCAACAGUAUUGUGUGUUCCUGGUGUUUAGAACUCUGGUGUGUGAUUGGCUGGACACCUCAUUUAGCACCUACCCGCAAUACAUUCCGUGAUGUUUCAUUAAUGUUUUGUUUUUGUUGACUAUGUUCCUGUCCGGUUGUGUGUUUGUUUUUGCCUCUCUUCUUAUUAGAAGAACCCAUUGACCCCCAGGGGUGUAAACAGUGCCUUAUUUGUGUGAAGGUUGGACUUUAAGGCAGGGGACAGCUUUUCUAUUGAGGUACGAUUAUGAUGUACAACAAUGCACUUGUGAGGCAGGCUUUAUUGUAUAGAAGAUGACGUUUAGGUACAGUAUAUGGUACACGCGGUAUGGCUGGCUAUGGACUGGGAGGAAAGCCACCAGCUAGCGGCUAGCCCACUGAACCCCCCCUCCUCCUGGGGCACGAGGACACCCCUGCUGGGCUCUGUCGAAUGGGCAGAUGGAGCCUGGGAUAGACCCACAGACCCUAUCAUGUACAAAGUCACAGACAUAGCUGCUUGAAUACGAUGGAUAUACACAUAUAAAUGAGGAAAUACGGGUGAUAAGUGUCUCUCUACUUGCUAGAACAUGCAGAGUAGCUAAUCUGAAGCAAAUUAAAGAGGGAUAGAAAAAUUGUUUUAUGUAUUUGAAAAAAUAAGUGUAUAUGAUGACAUUGCUGUCUGUUUUUCUUUCAUUACCUUCUCCCCAACCUCCUACGUGAUCUAGAAACAGACAGUGAUCACUUGCGGGUUUAAAGAGCAAAAGCCAAAUGUGGUAAACUUAUGUACUUAUGUACUGCCUGAAGAACAGCAGUUCCCAUGUUUCAUAGAAACAGUUAGUUUGAAAAGGGCUACAGCGAGGGCUAUGGGAGUCCGCUACCUAAAUACAUAGAAGCAAGUUUUCAGCAAUCCAGGGAUUCAGAAUGACCAGUAUUUAACAAAUGUAUAUCAAUGUUUUGAGUAUAUUUUUUACAGCUAAUAUAAAUUUCCAUACAGGCAUAUUUAAAUGCUCUCCAUUACCUUGUAGUAUGGAUCUAUAGAUAGUAACUGUCUCAGACUAUAUGUUGUGUUGCUUUGUUUCCUCCCCCAUGCUAUCUGUACACUUCUUAAAACGUGCUGGACUAAUGGUACAAUUUAAGCUGUAAAAUAAAUUAGAUAGAAAUAUGUUCUUGCAGGAUAAGAGAUAUUGCUAUUUUUUUUUUUAGUUUUUUUUUUUUAAUUGUACAUAUUUGCCAUCUGUUUUUGUUCACAGGUUAGUCUGAGCUGUGUGUAUAUAUGUGUUUUAAAAAGGUACUGGUGGGGAUUGUUGCAUGGUCAAUAGCUUUAUUACUGACAUAAACAAGUAUAUUUCCCAUCUCCCGAGAUUACCAUAAAUGUGUACAUACAGAGAUUAUUUAAAAUGUGUUCCUAUGCCACUUUGUCAUCCAUUUGGCAGCUGCUCAUGCACACAGCCUAACAACAAGGUUGUUCAAACUGACAUUAAAUUCAAAUAAUAAAACAUGGCAGUGCAGUCGUUUCUGAUGGUGAAACUAUCCAGUGUCAAGCUGUGGUUGUGUCCGAAAUGACACCAUAUUCCCUACAUAGGGCUUUGUUCAAAAGUAGUGCACUAUAAGCCCUUACAUAAGUAUGUUUUUCUGGUUGAAAUUCUGGUCUGGCACUGGUUCCUUACCUCCAGGCAUGGAUGGCGUCUGGACUGGAGGUUCAGUUUGAAAGGUUCAGCAGAGUGCCAGUAGAGUCUAACAGCUGUUUAUCACUCACAGGUGACUAAGCUCGUCAAGCAUCAUCUCUGUCUCUUUUCUUCUUUGUACUGAUCUUGAGAAAUGUGUGGUCAUAUUAAAUUAUAUAUUUCAUGUG
Molecule: messenger RNA, 5629 nt
Organism: Oncorhynchus mykiss (rainbow trout)
Lineage: Eukaryota; Metazoa; Chordata; Actinopteri; Salmoniformes; Salmonidae
Product: rho GTPase-activating protein SYDE2
Biological process (GO): signal transduction; cell migration; regulation of Ras protein signal transduction
Cellular component (GO): synaptic membrane
Molecular function (GO): GTPase activator activity
Source: RefSeq, a predicted model, not a curated record